ACAAUAUCCCAUGAAAAGUAGAUCCUGUCAGCAUAAAUGGGAUGUCAACACCAGCAGUUGGGUAUCACAUCACCUUGAUGAUUGUGGAGUAUGCAGAAGUGAAAAAUCUUGUGCAUACAAUAAUUAUGAAAGAAACAGCAUGAACAUAUCAACAUUGGAUUUAAAUAAUGUGAUUCACGUGGGACAAAAACCUUACCAGUGUAAUGAGUGUAAAAAAAUCUUCAGGGAUCUCUCCACCUUGGAUCUUCAUCAGACAGUACACUCAACGGAGAAGUCGCAUGUAUGUAGUGAGUGUGUAAAAGGCUUCUGUUACAGAUCAGCUCUUCAUAUUCAACAGAGACUUCACCUGGGAGAAAAGAGGUAUAAGUGUGAUAAUGACUGUGAUAUGGAAGUCAGUCAAAGCUCACUUCUGCAAAAUCAUGAGAAUGUCCACAUGGUAGAGAAACCAUUCAAAUGUGAGGAAUGUGGGAAAGGCUUCCGUCGUAGAUCCGCUCUUACUACUCAUUGUAAAUUACACCUGGGAACGAAACCAUAUAAUUGUGAGGACCGUGGGAGGGCCUUCAGUCAGGCCUCUCAUCUUCAGGACCAUCAGAGAGUCCACACCGGGGAGAAGCCAUUCACGUGUGAUGUGUGUGGUAAGAGCUUCAGUAGGAACUCACAUCUUCAGUCCCACCAGAGAGCCCAUACAGGAGAGAAACCAUAUAAAUGUGAAGCGUGCGGGAAGGGCUUCAUCUGCAGCUCCAAUCUAUACAUUCAUCAGCGGGGUCACACAGGAGAAAAACCCUACAGAUGUGAGGAAUGUGGUAAAGGCUUUACUCUGAGCUCCAAUCUUCAAGCCCAUCAGAGAGUCCACACUGGAGAGAAACCAUACCAGUGCAAUGAGUGUGGGAAGAGCUUCCGGAGGAACUCCCACUGUCAGGUUCAUCUGGUGGUCCACACAGGGGAGAAACCCUAUAAAUGUGACAUAUGUGGGAAGGGCUUCAGUCAGAGUUCACAUCUUCAAACCCACCAGAAGGCUCACAGUAUAGAGAAGCCUUGUAAGUGUGAAGAGUGCGGGCAGGGCUUCAAUCAGAGUUCACGACUUCAGGUUCACUGGCUGACCCAUACCGGGGAGAAACCGUACAAAUGUGAAGAAUGUGGGAAGGGAUUCAGUCGUAGAGCAGAUCUUAAAAUCCACUGUAGGAUCCACACAGGAGAGAAGCCAUAUCAUUGUGAGGAGUGUGGGAAGGUCUUCAGGCAGGCCUCAAAUCUUCUGGCCCAUCAGAGGGUCCACAGUGGGGAGAAGCCACUCAAAUGCGAUGAGUGUGGGAAGAGCUUUGGCCGGAGUUCACACCUUCAAGCCCAUCAAAAAGUCCACACUGGAGAAAAGCCGUACAAGUGUGAGGAGUGUGGGAAGGGUUUAAAGUGGAGCUUGAAUCUUGACCCAUGCAUCAGAGGGUCCACACAGGAGAGAAGCCAUAUAUACAAUAAUUAGUGCGGGGAGUGUGGUAAGAACUUCAGUCAGGCCUCGAGUCUUCAGCUUCAUCAGAGUGUCCACACUGGAGAGAAACCGUAUAAAUGUGAUGCAUGUGGAAAAGUCUUUAGUCGGGCUUCACAGCUGCAAUCUCACCAGAGAAU
Molecule: messenger RNA, 1617 nt
Organism: Pipistrellus kuhlii (Kuhl's pipistrelle)
Lineage: Eukaryota; Metazoa; Chordata; Mammalia; Chiroptera; Vespertilionidae
Product: zinc finger protein 226-like
Biological process (GO): regulation of transcription by RNA polymerase II
Molecular function (GO): RNA polymerase II cis-regulatory region sequence-specific DNA binding; DNA-binding transcription factor activity, RNA polymerase II-specific
Source: RefSeq, a predicted model, not a curated record